CCGCCGAUUAUUGACCUCAAGAAUACCUAAUCCCGCUCCGGUUUUCGGUCGUAACAUUUCACACCUGUUUUCUCUCACUGUUAGAAUUUGGUCGACUAAUUGUUUGUUCCUUGAGAUGAAGCUCUUCCUCUGUUUUGCAGUUUUUGCCUGUUCACAGGCCUUUUUUCUUGACAGUCUUUUUGGAUCAGGCGGAUGUAAAUCGGAUGAUGACUGCUCUUCCGGCGGAUGUUGUAUGACGGACGUUUUCGGCGAUAAAUCUUGUGUACACCAAUACCUUCACUACCUCCAGGAAUGCCGCAUGGACGGACAUGAUCACCACAGUUGUGGAUGCGGAAGCGGUUUGUACUGCGAGAGCUACGCUAAUGUCCACGGGGCGGCUGUCGAGACACAACAUAUGGGCUCCACUAUGUACGGCUUGUGCGAGCACAAAGUUAACCCAACAUAUUACUAAAUACAAUAAAAUUAUCUUAUAAAUCA
Magallana angulata is the source of this 477-nucleotide messenger RNA. RefSeq lists its product as uncharacterized. The coding region runs from base 116 to 451 and encodes 111 amino acids. NCBI's taxonomy places the organism in Eukaryota, Metazoa, Mollusca, Bivalvia, Ostreida, Ostreidae. The record is from RefSeq and is a predicted model, not a curated record. The transcript is spliced from 3 exons.